This is a messenger RNA of Macrosteles quadrilineatus (aster leafhopper), 4804 nucleotides long. It is a transcript of the gene tho2, whose product is annotated as THO complex subunit 2. The coding region runs from base 105 to 4667 and encodes 1520 amino acids. Gene Ontology annotation, molecular function: mRNA binding. The record is from RefSeq and is a predicted model, not a curated record. The transcript is spliced from 34 exons. Lineage: Eukaryota; Metazoa; Arthropoda; Insecta; Hemiptera; Cicadellidae. Gene Ontology annotation, biological process: mRNA export from nucleus; mRNA processing. Gene Ontology annotation, cellular component: THO complex part of transcription export complex.
GCUAAUACAUAGUCAUACUGCUAUUUUCUUAGCUUUAUGAUUGUCGACACCAGUUUGUUUUAAUAUUUAAACAAAACCAUCAAGUAUCAAUGUGUUAACUGUUGAUGGCUUCUGAUCGCGAAAUGUUCAAGAGUUGGGAUAAACAAGGAAAACACGAUUUCUUAAAGCUUUGCACAAAGCUGUGCAAUGUCCCUGACACAAGCCCUGCGUUUGCAAAGACUGGAUACGUAUCAGAAUUCAGCAGGGCAGUUCACAAUCUGAUAUGGAGUGGUGUCAAAGGAGUGUUAAAGAAGGAUGCUGUCGUUUCUAUGAUAUCAGAACUGGUUCCUUUACACAAGGACGUGGCAUCUGUAAUCCUAGAUGUGAUCAAUGUUGUGGACGCUGAGACCAGCGCCAUGGAGACAUCUGGGGACGAGAGAGCUGUUCUCGGAUACAUCAUCAAGGUGUCUGAAAAGAUUUUUACUGACAAGCUUCUAAAGGAGCGACUAGAAAUUGACUCUUUGCAAGAAUUCAAGGUUCUCAAUAAUCGUAAUUUCUACACUAAGUUCAUCAAAGUGAAAACAAAGUUGUACUAUAAACAGAGGAAGUUCAACUUGUUCAGAGAGGAGAGUGAAGGUUAUGCCAAGCUGUGCACUGAACUCAACCAGAUCAGUUCAGACAAUAAUGUCUUGGAACAUAUCAAGUCACUUAUAGGUUAUUUCAACCUGGAUCCAAACAGGGUACUGGACGUGAUGCUGGAUUCGUUUGAAGAUAGACCAGAACAAGUGGACUUCUUUAUACCUCUUAUUCAAAAUUACAUGUCUGACUCCAAGACACUGGCAGAAGUGAUUGCAUUUAAGUUUUCCUUCUAUCCGAACUCUACGAUACCACAUUCCCUCUACAUUGUCACAGCACUGAUGCUUCAACAUGGUGUGAUCUCACUGGAUGAUAUUUACCCCUGGCUGAGUCCAGAUGACAAAAUCAUCACACGGGACUGGGAGAAAGAAAUAAAGAAAGCCAAGGAACACAGUAGGAAGCUGAAUAUACUUUCUGCUAAACAUGAAAAGGAUAGUGAACAGUCUGAAGAGAAGGAAGACGAGUCGGACAAGUUCCAGCAUGCGAGGAACCAGAAGUUUGGACUGUGUGAGGCUCUAUUGGAGGUGGGUGACUGGGCCAACUGUCAAGUAUUGAGUAAGCGGCUACCAGACUUCUGUGUCAUGGAUCAGCCUCCGAUAGCAAAGGCACUGUGUCAGCUGAUCAACUCACUCAUAGAGCCUGUCUACAGAAAGCAUAGUGGUCUGGGUCCCAAAAUCCCAGGUCGCCCUGUGCCUCCACCCAAGAGUCGCCUCGCCCCGCCGCAGGCUUUCACACUGCUAGACCUACGCAACGACGUGAUGCCCAUGUUAUAUGCUCUGGGCCCUGCCCUACACCAAGAUCCGGUACUCGUGUAUAAAAUAGUCAGAAUCUUGCGCUCUGCUGUGGAACAGGCUAUCUCAGAUGGUGUGAGAUAUCCAUCAGAAGAUUCUUUGUACUGGGAUACUAUCUCUCUGUUGGACCUGGUGAUACUGCCCAGCCUCUCCUGUAUGGACGCCAACUGUUGUGUGGCAGAUCACAUCUGGAAUGUGGUCAAACUCUUCCCCUACCAGACCAGGUAUUCUCUAUACAGCCGCUGGAAGAACGAGACACCUUUACAUCAUGCCAAGUUAUUAAGAAGAAAAACUGAAACACAAAAAAAGAUCAAAAACAUCAUGAAGAGAGUGACCAAAGAAACCAUUAAGCCUAUGGGACGACACAUAGGGAAAUUGACCCACUCUGCUCCUGGGAUGUUCUUUGACUACAUGCUGAUUCAGAUCCAGCAGUAUGACAACUUGAUAGUCCCGAUGGUAGAUGCCCUCAAGUACUUGACCACCAUGUCAUACGAUGUACUUGGAUAUUGUAUUAUCGAGGCUCUAACCAUUAGGGAAAGAGACAGGAUCAAACACGAUGGAACUUCCAUCUCACUUUGGCUACAGAGUUUAGCCCAGUUUUGUGGCUACAUCUUCAAGAAGUAUAACAUAGAAUUGACUGGACUUAUGCAGUACCUGGCGAACCAGCUCAAAAUGGAGAGAAGCCUGGACAUGCUGAUUCUUAAUGAGGUGGUGCUGAAGAUGGCUGGCAUUGAGGCUGCUGAGGAGAUGAGCAGUGAUCAGCUGGAGGCAUUUUUUGGAGGAGACCUACUCAAAGGCGAGGCAGGAUACUUCUCCCAAGUGCGCAACACCAAGAGGUCCUCACUAAGACUCAAGGAGGCACUGGUAGAGGACAACCUGGCAGUGGCUCUGUGUCUGCUCAUGGGUCAGCAGAGGUACUCCAUCAUCUACCGGGAGACAGACAAGAGCCAUCUCAAAUUUGUUGGAAAACUUUACGAUCAGUGUCAAGACACCCUUGUGCAGUUUGGAACAUUCCUGGGUACCAUGCUAUCCAUGGAGGAGUAUGUUACCAAGUUGCCCUCCAUACACUCCAUGUUGCAAGACUAUCAUAUCCGCAUGGACGUCGCCUUCUUUUUGGCCAGACCCAUGUUCACCCAUUCGAUCAAUCAAAAGUUUGAGCAGUUACGCAAGGCAGACCCCAACAGUAAGAAGUCCACGGCAACAAAGACAGCUAAGUAUUGUGAGGCGGUCGCAGAAGUUAUGGGUCCUGUAGCAGAUAGUGUGAGGCCUCUACACCCUCCAAAGGUAUGGGAGGACAUCAGCCCUCAGUUCCUGGUCACUUUCUGGUCCCUCACCAUGUACGACCUGUUCGUGCCAGUGCAAGCCUAUGACCGUGAGAUAACCAAGAUCAAGGCAACACAAACCGGCGUCAUGACCUCCAAGGAUCUGCCCCCCAACAAACAGAAGAAAGAAAUUGAGAGGUAUAGCGCUCUGAUAGAAAAGCUGCAAGACGAAAAAAAGAAACAACAAGAACAUGUUGACAGAGUGAUGGCUCGACUGAAACAGGAGAAGGACAGUUGGUUCCUGUCCCGUAGUGCCAAAUCUGCCAAGAAUGAGACCAUCACACAGCUGCUGCAGUUGUGCUUGUUUCCUCGAUGUAUCUUCACCACUGUAGAUUCACUGUAUUGUGCGAAGUUUGUGCACAUUUUGCACAACUUACAAACAGCUAACUUCUCCACACUCCUCUGCUAUGAUAGAUUGUUUUGCGAUAUCACCUACUCAGUGACCUCAUGUACAGAGAAUGAGGCUAACCGCUACGGACGUUUCUUGUGUGCAAUGCUUGAAACUGUUAUGAGGUGGCAUUCGAAAAAAGAAAUCUUUGAAGAGGAAUGUGCCAGCUACCCAGGCUUUGUCACCAAGUUCCGUGUAAGUAACCAGUGUUCUGAGAACAACGACCAUGUUGGCUAUGAGAACUAUCGCCACGUCUGUCACAAGUGGCACUACAAGAUCACUAAGGCCAUAGUUGUAUGUCUGGAGUCGAAAGAUUAUGUACAGAUUCGAAACUCUUUGAUAAUCUUGACAAAUAUCCUGCCGCACUUCCCCGUACUUUCCAAGCUCUCAAUAUGCAUCGAGAAGAAGAUUGAUAAGAUCAAGGAGGAUGAGAAGGUUAAUAGACAGGACCUGUUCACCUUGGCUCAGAGCUACGGGGGCAUGUUGAAGGCCCGUGCGCCCUACAUCAUGCGAGAGGCAGACUUCCAUCAGGUCAGCGACCCCAAGGCACCACCCAAGGCCGCAGAGCCCAAAGCUGAGUCAACGCCUCAGAACCAGACGUCUUUGGUGGGAGGAGGAGGAGGGUCCUUUACUAGAAACCUCAAUGGAGAUCUCAAGUCAGAUAAAACACCUGUUGCGGUUGUGUCGUCCACUGUGAAGGAGAGUAGCAGGGAGAAGAAGAUGAACAGGUCUUCUGUAGGCUCUCUGUCCCCAGUGAAGACUGAGACUUCUGGCUCUGCACAGAAAUCUACAAAGGAUAAGUCAGAGAAGGCCAGGGAAAAAGAACUGCUAGAAAGAGAAAAACAAAUAAGAAAGGAAGAAAGGAGAGAAGAAGCUAGACGAGAGGAAGCAAAAAAGAGAGCAGAGGAAAAGUCAGCCGAGGAGAGAACUUCAAGAGAAAGAUCUUCCGACAGAUACAGGGAGGACAGAUUCACAGAGAUGCCACUCAGUAAAGAUGGAGAGUUGACGACUAGAGGUUCCUACUCCAACUACUACCCGUCACAAGACAGUCAGCUCAGCUCAGUGUCCAAUAGCAGUUCAGGGUCCCUGCACCAUCCCCCACCCGACCAAGACAGAGAUUCAAAGAGAAAGAAGGUUGAAGCCAGCAGUUCCUCGAAGAAGCACGAAGAACGGAAAGUGUCAAGCGGUGAAGUGCCAUCAAAUACUUCGGAAAGGGUGGAGAAAAAGGAGCGCAGGGAAAAGUUAAAGAAAAGUUUGAGAACCCCUUUAGAUGAAGAAAAAGAAUUAAAAAAAGAAAGAAAGCUGAACAGGAAAAGGGACAGAGCUGAAGAAAUGGCUCUAGCUGCUGCGGAACAGAAAAGAAGAAAGAGCGAAGAAAAAGGUUCAUCCAAAGUAACGUCCAGCCACCAAAACGGGGAUCAUGGAGAUUCUCAUAGAGACAAACGUCAAUUUCAAAAGGAGAAGUCACCUUACGUUAGAGAGAGAGAACGAUCUCAUGACAGAGAAGGCAGAGAUAAACACAGACGUUCCGGUGAUGCAAAGAGAAGGUGAUUUGGAUCUAUUCUGGAUAGAAGCUACAAUUUUUUUAGUUUGUGUUAAGAAAUGUAUAAUUCAAUUUUUUAAAUAAACCAAUGUAAAAUGUUAUCGUGUAUAGCAAUAUUUUGGUUUUAUUGUAAUACCACCUAGAU